Molecule: messenger RNA, 2748 nt
Organism: Rotaria socialis
Lineage: Eukaryota; Metazoa; Rotifera; Eurotatoria; Philodinida; Philodinidae
Source: the annotation of a GenBank genome assembly
AUGUCUGAAAUUCAUCGACCAAAGAAUCAACAAGAAACAAAGAAUGAACGCCCAGAUAGAUUGGGUACAAAUAUUUAUUCUUCGAACGACGGUAAAAGUAUGCAUAAAUCAUUAAAUGGUGAAUUUACUUUUUAUCAAAUGUUAAUUGGACAAAUUUUCGAUGAAAAACAAUCAUUAGCAAAUAAAAAAAAUUCUCUGGUGGAAUACUUUAAACCAACUGAAAAAAGUGACAAAAAGAUUAUGAUGGAGUUCGAUACUGCAUAUAAACCGGAGAAAGCAAUUCAUUGGUACACGAGAGAAACAUGUGUUUAUAAAAUUUUAAAUAAAGCUUUACGAACACAAAAUAUGGAUAAGAUUUUUCCAUUUGCACCAUUCAUCAGAGAUAUCAACAAGCAAUUAAGUGAUGAACAUAAAUUAUGGGUUGAAAAGCAAAAAACAUCAAGUAUUACAGUGCAUCGAGGACAACUCAUUAGUAAAGAUGAAGUUACUCUUCUUAAAUCAAAUCAAGGACAAUUACUAUCAACUAAUUCAUUUUUAUCUACAAGUACAAAUAAAGAGAAAGCUUUAGAGUUUGCCAAAAGUCAAUCACCACCAAAUGAUGAAUUAACAACGAUUUUAUUAGAAAUACAAACUGAUUUAAAAGCUGUAACUAAGCCAUAUGCUGAUAUAAAGCAUCUAAGUGCUUUUUCCAAAGAAGAAGAAGUUCUUUUCAUGUUUUCUAUGGUUUUUCGCAUUGAAAAUGUUUGUUUCGAUGAAGAAAAUAAACUUUGGCUUGCAAAAUUAGUUGCAUGUUCACAAACUGAUCCAGGUAUAAAAGAUUUCUCAUCAUCAUUAGAUGAAGAAUUCGAUGGAUUAUCUCGAUUUAUUGCACUUGGAUAUUUUUUUAUUGAAAUGCUACAAUACGAUCGUGCAGAAGAACAUUUUCAAAAUAUUAUAGAUAAAAAUUUAACAAAAGACGAUCUUGAAUUAGCUUAUUGUUAUCAUGGACUUGCUCAAGUUAGCAAUGAAAAAGCAAACAAUCGUUUAGCUAUUGCACAUGCAAACCAAGCAUUAGAAUAUUUAUUGAAUAAUCCAGCGUUAAGUGAGAAUCGACUUGUAUCAUCAUGCUAUAAUGAAUUGGGAUCAGCUUAUACUCAUAAAAAAGAUUAUGUUUCUGCUCUUCAAUGUUUAUCCAAAGCUUUAUCAACACAUUCUGAUAAUAAUAAGAAUAAAGUGAAAACUUAUUCAAAUUUAGCAGAUGUCCAUUUUAAAAUGGCAAGUUAUCAAAUAGCAUUAGAAUAUUCUGAAAAAGUUCUUCAAUAUCAAUCGAAAACAUCUUAUGCGUUGAUUGGGAAUACAUACAAGGAGAUGGGGAAAGCUUAUGGAAAACUCAAUAAUAAAACAAAAGCAACAGAAUUUUUUGACAAAGCAAUUGAAUAUCAAUUGAAAGAACUACCUGCUGAACAUCCAGAUGUUUCCUGUACUUAUAAUGAUCUUGGAUUAAUCAUGUUAGAUUUUAAUAAUCAAGAAAAAGCUAUCGAAUAUUUUGAGAAAGCUCAUAAAUCACAGUUAGAAUCAUUGCCUAGUAAUCACCCUGAUUUUGCAAAUAUCCAUAGAAAUCUCUCUAAUUAUUACAUGAAACAAGACGAUUUAGACAAAGCAUUACUCCAUCAAGUAAAAGUAUCAGAAAAUCAAUUGAAAACAUUAUCGUCGAGUCAUGCAUCAGUAAUUGAUACAAAUCAAGCUAUGAAAGAUAUUUAUGUAAAACAGAAAGAUUAUAAACAAGCAUCAAUUUGCACUCUUCAAAUACUCGAUGCUCAAAUAGAAAGAAAACUUGGCGAUUCGUCACUAACUAUUUCGUAUCAAAAUCUUGAAGAUCUGGCUUUAGAUGAAUCCAAUUUAGAUCAAGCAUUAAGUUUGUGUCUUCGAGCACUUGAUCUUGAAUUAGAAACUAUAUUACAGCAAGAUUUUUCAUUAAUUUUUCUUUAUAAAGCCAUUGGCAAGAUUUUUUAUAAGAAACGUCAAUUAGACCAAUCAUUGGUGUAUUAUUAUCGUUUGCUUGAUUGUCAUUUACAAAAAAAACCAUUUAAUCAAUCAAAUAUUGAUAAAGUUUAUACUUAUAUUGGAAAGAUUUAUUUAAAAAAGUCUGAUUUCGAUAAAAUAUUAUUUUAUGAAAAAAUGAACACUAGCCCAUCAGUAAAUGAUUCAUGCAUGGAUUCACAUCAACUGAUUGAUAAUAUUUAUUUUAAAAAACGUCAUGCAAAACAAUCUUUUCAUUAUUUUGAAAAAGUUCUAGAUGCAAACUUAAAAAGUCAUUCGACCAACAAUUCAAUUCUCGUUAAAACAUAUUAUAUUUUAGCAAAUAUUUCUUUUGAACGAAAAAAAUUCGAUGAAGCUUUAAAAUAUUUUUUUCAAGUAUUAAAUAAUGAAGUAACACAAAAAUCAAUUCAUAAUCGAUUGUUGAAAAAUCUAUACAAAGCUAUUUCUACUAUUUAUUUGCAAAACAAUAAUUAUACUCAAUCGUUUAUUUAUUUAAAAAAAUUACUUAACAUACAACAAAAGCAAAAUCCUUCUGGAGAUGAGUCGUCUGCUCGUACAUGUGUACUUCUUGGCAAUAUGUAUGCUCAAAAAUCACAUACUAGUGAAGCAUUACAGUAUUACAAACUAGCAUUAUCUUAUUAUCAACAAAUACAUACAGUAGAUCAGUCAUUGAUUAACGCAGUGCAACUUAAAAUAAAUCAUUGUCAUUCACAUUUUCCUAACAUAUAA